AUGGCAGAGGAAGAAGAAGGCAUUGUAGGAACUGAACCAGUAGCCCCUCCACCACCGACGCUUGCUCAAAAGGCUGUUAAGAAAUUCACUACUUAUGAUGGUCUUUUUGGAAAAUACGACUAUGCAUUCCUGUGCAUGCCACGCAUCCCAUUCAUGAAGCCACGGACCAUGAGAGGUGACGUGCCACGAUUCUAUGGAUUGCACGAUGAAGUACCUCUUUUCAUCGCCAUCAUGCUGGGCUUCCAACACGCUCUGGCCAUGAUGGCCGGUGUCGUCACUGUACCAAUCAUCCUCACCGCACAAGCUGGAGCCACGGGUCUCAAUUUUGACGAUUCAGCUCGUCAACAUCAAAUCUCAGUCGCUCUGAUCGCAUCCGGCCUCCUCUCAGCAAUCCAGAUAACACGAUUCCAUUUGUUUGGCAAAUACUACCUUGGAACUGGGUUACUCUCUGUCGUCGGAACUUCAUUCACCGUUGUUGGAAUCAGUCAAUCUGUAAUCUCACAGCUCUACUCGAAUGGAUUCUGCCCAACCACCGUGACUGGUGGCGUAACUACUUAUCUCGCAUGCCCAGACGCCUACGGAGCUAUUCUAGGGACCACAGCACUUUGUAGUAUCAUUGAAAUCUGUUUGUCCUUCACGCCACCAAGAAUACUACAAAAGUUGUUCCCACCAUUGGUUACUGGUAUCGCUAUUUUACUUAUUGGUGCGGAUCUUACUUCUGCUGGUCUACAGGCCUGGGCAGGUGGUGCAGGGCCUUGCAUUUCUAGACCUGCUACUGGAUUCUUCUCUGCAUGUCCCAACAUUCUUGCCCCGAAACCAUACGCUUGGGGAGACGCAAGAUUCAUUGGUUUAGGAUUCUCCGUAUUCGCAUCGAUCUACCUAGUCGAGAUAUUUGGAUCGCCUUUUAUGAGAAAUAUCCAGGUUGUUUUGGGUCUACUUGUGGGAUGUGUAAUCAGUGCUGCUGCAGGUUAUUGGGAUACCUCUGCUAUUACAAAUGCACCUGCACUGGACUUCAUUUGGACGCAUACGUACAAAUUGAGCAUCUAUGGGCCUGCAGUUAUCCCUUAUUGCUUCUGUUAUCUCAUCUUGGCUGUUGAAUCCAUUGGUGAUGUCACUGCAUCCGCUGAUGUUACUGGUGUAGCUGUUGUCGGUGAAGAAUACGAGUCUCGUAUUCAGGGAGGUAUCCUCGCCGAUGGUCUCAAUGGAUUGAUUGCUUCCCUUAUGACCAACACCCCUAUGUCAACAUUUGCUCAAAACAACGGCGUUAUCGCCUUGACUCGAUGUGGUAACACCUCGGUUGGAUAUUGCUGUUGUCUUUGGUUGAUUAUAUUCGGAGUGUUUGGAAAAUUCGCCGCCAUAUUCCUCGCUAUACCGGAUGCAGUACUAGGUGGAAUGACAACCUUCUUGUUUGCAUCUGUUGCUGCUUCCGGUAUCCGUAUCCUGGCGUUCUUGAAGUGGACCAGGCGUGAUCGAGUCAUCGUUGCAGGUGCUCUAUCUAUCGGAGUCGGCGUGUAUCUUGUACCUACAUGGUUCAGCUACUUCUUUACCUACGCUGGAGAUAACCAAGCUCUCGCCGGAUUCCUCGCCUCCAUUGUGAUCAUCGUCGAGAACGGUUUCGUGAUUGCUUCACUCAUUGCCCUUGUGUUAAACCAACUUUUGCCCUCAGAUGCCGAAAUUUACGGUGAUGAGGAAGCCGCUCCAUUGGUCGUCGACGAAAAGAUGGCUCAUUAA
Molecule: messenger RNA, 1731 nt
Organism: Synchytrium microbalum
Lineage: Eukaryota; Fungi; Chytridiomycota; Chytridiomycetes; Synchytriales; Synchytriaceae
Exons: 14
Coding region: 1-1731 (576 amino acids)
Biological process (GO): xanthine transport; transmembrane transport
Cellular component (GO): membrane; fungal-type vacuole
Molecular function (GO): xanthine transmembrane transporter activity
Source: RefSeq, a predicted model, not a curated record